Molecule: messenger RNA, 3847 nt
Organism: Ictidomys tridecemlineatus (thirteen-lined ground squirrel)
Lineage: Eukaryota; Metazoa; Chordata; Mammalia; Rodentia; Sciuridae
Source: RefSeq, a predicted model, not a curated record
GGGAGUCUGACCACCCUAUUGGCUACUUCAUACCUUUAAACGGCCAGUUUUGUGACAUCAUUCUCCCACCAAACAUACUGCCACCUGCUAGAAUCUUAGGCUUGCCAUGCAGUUGUAAACAAAUUUGGAUCAUCGCAAGUAACCAAUGACCAGUAACCAGUCAUCAGAGUGGCCAGUGGACAGUAAACAGUGACCAGUGAACUCCAUACUGGAGAACAUGCAUUCUCUAGUCUCAGCCACCCACACAUCCUCUGAGGUGGUCUCCUCAUCCUCUGUAUCUGCAAUUGAUGUGACCUCUUCUCUGACCAUGUCAGAAAAUUUCCAAAAUUCUUCUUUACAUGGAAAUGCUGAUUCUCUGCAGCUCUCUCUUCCUGUGGUGACCUAUGCAGCUUCCCUGGCAGGAAGUGUCUGCAACUUCUCCAGAGACUCUGUUCCAGCUGCCACUUCAGCAUGGUUACUGCCCUCAACCUAUGGCACCUCCUUCCAGCCACUCAUGGGCAGUGCCUACCUUUAUCAACAUGCUAGCAGCAUGGUGUCUGGAGUUACUGGCCAGAACCAGACUCCCAUGGCACCUGCCCCCUAUCCAAGUAUUUCUGAGUGGUAUAUCCCAGGAAGUGCUGAAAAGAGCUCAUCUUCACUGGGGGACUUUAAUCUGACUGUCACUGACCAGAACACAGCAGAUUAUUCCCUGUCUAUGACAUCCCAGUAUGAAAAAACUUCUGAAGCCAAUGUCAUGGUCCCUGGAUAUCCAACACUAUCUGGUAGGCUCGUCCAGGUGACACUAACUCAGAUUCCAAAUCAGAGACAGAGCCUCUCACUACCCCACCAAGAAGGAAUCCAGGUCUAUUACUAUGAUCAAAACACUCUGGGGACUUUGUUCUCUGGAGAAUAUGACCCCUGCCUACAAUCCUAUGGCUCUGUGCCAUAUGUAGGAAGUAGUGCCACUGCCCCUCGACCAGAAAUGGUGACAGUGCUGAAGGAAGUUCAGCCCACAAAUGUCCUACCAUCAGUCCCUACACCUGUGAUCUACUACUCUGUGUCCACUCAAAGUAUAGAAGGAACGCAUUUUCAAGGGAUAGAACCUUCCCUAGGGAUGGAGGCUUCCUUGGGAUUGCAACCUCCAAGUCAGACAUUUUGUCUGCCACAGCCUCCAGAAUUCCCAUAUGCCUGCAAAAACAGAAAAAGCGAAAUAAUUGAGAGAAACUCACAAUCUGAAUUUGGGGACAUUUCCAUAAAAACUCCAGCCCAGAGUUCUACUGAUUUCUUGGCAUUGCCCCCAAAUCAAAGCCAGGAACAAACAGAGAUUAAGAAUUUGUGUGAGAUUAAAACCAUGCUCUCAGAGCCACUAAAUGCCUACCAGAUUGCCAUGGAGAACAAGGAUCCUCCAAUACUCCCUUUAGACAUCCCUGAAAUCCAAGAGCUUUUGGCCUCCAUUGGUCCUCUGGACCAAGAGGAGAAGCCACAUUCUGAAAAUAUCCAUCUAGAAAGGAAUAGCUUGAGUCUUGAGGACCAAGGCCCACUUGAAAAUGGGAUUGAAUUUAGCAGUGGUUUUGCAGACCUCACCGCACUGCUGGGGGAUAUUCAACUUCCUGAGCUUUUCAGUUCCUUCAAAGACUUUGACCAACCUGAAAGUCCCACAAUAAAAAAAUCCAAUGAUACCAGAGCCAUCAUGGUGAAUCAGGGGCAGGAAAUCACAAGUGCCUUAAAGGGUCCUAGUGAUCCAUUGAGGAAGAACAAACAUAAAGCCUCAGAGAGUCCUGAUGGAACUCCUCAGGCCAAAAUGCAUCCCAGGGACCUGGAAUAUACAUUAGGAGCUGAAGUUGCUCACGGGGAUGCAGACAGUAGUAGGGCCCCUGUGCACACAGGCAAGCACUCUAUCAGCAAAGCUCAGGAAGCUGCAUCCAGUAGGAACAGCAAGGCUAAGGGCCAUGGGCAGGAAAAGACCAAGAGGGCCAGAGAAAACAACCUCAAGAAAGCCGAGGAGAGGAAGCAGCCAGGCAAUAAAGUCAAGGCAGAAGAGAAGCCAACUCUGCCCAAACUGAAGUGGAAGAGGAACCAACCUGAGCUUUGCCAAGAGACUUUUAAAAAGCCUCGGAGAUGUCUCGGCAUGCACAUGCUGGAGUCGGUGCAGGUUUUCCAUGCACUGGGGAAGAAGAAUGAUAAGAAAACUGUCUCUUCCUUCCGGGCCCCGGGAAACUCAGGCAGUACCCAAGACCCCCAUCCAUGCCCAGCUAUGAAACCAUGGCUUGCAGUUAAGGGUCCUGAGAAAUCACAAGUCAAAGCCCAGAACCCAGAUAUCAGUGCUGAAAGGGAGGGUCUUGCUCCAUCCAUUUAUGAGCCUCCACCACCUGGGAAGGUUAAAUUGGUACCUUUGCCUUUUCUGACCCUGGAGAAACCUCCACCUCGACCAGUAAUCAAUCGGAGGCCACAGUCUCUGGCCUCAAGGAGACCCUCUAGGGCUUACCCUGCCCAUCCUGGCCCUGCUAGCUCAGCUCAACCCAUGACAGUCAACCAAUCCCAACCAGCUACUGCCAACCCAUCUUGGAUGUGUCCUGCCAAGCCAGUUCAGCCCGUUUUGACCCAUGCCAUUCAGUCAGAUGUGACCACUUCUACCCAGGCUACUGUCCCUCGGUAUGCUGCUUCUGGGCCUGCACCCUACAAAACAUCAUCUUGCACCUCUCUCCAGUGGCAACCCAUUCCCACUGUUGGGACCAAGCCCCAGUCACAACCACCCAAGCCUCAAAACCAGUAUCUACUCCAAGACUUUGCCUUACAACCAAUUCCAUGGAGGAAACCCAAUGUUCCUGGGCAAGUAGUAUCAACUCCCAUCACCAAACAGCAGAGGCCAGAGCGGGAAGCCAUGAAGAAGAAGGCUCAACAAGAGCGUGAGAAUGCUGCCAAGUACACUGCUUUGGGGAGAGUGCAGUGUUUCAUUGAGAGAGAAAGAGAGAUGGAGAUUUCUUGCUACUAUGGCAACAUAAUGUAAGAGCUGCUAAGAUCAGUGGUGCCACUUAUGGAACAAAUAGUUUUCCACAUGUAUAUAGAUAGAGAGAUACACAUUUAUUUAUUCUCAGAUGCUUUCAAAGUUUAAUAAAAAUGUAAUAUAAUUCCCUGACACAUAAUAAAGAGGCCUUCUGGUACCACUGAGAAUUGAUAGAAAAUAAAGAGGCCUUUGGGUACUACAUGGGUACCAAAUAGUGUUGCACAUAUAUACAUAGAUAGAUAGAUACAAAAUUAUUCAUUUAGACACAGUUCAAAAUGUAAUAUAGUUGAAUACAGAAAUGCUAUAAGAUUGAUUAUAGGUAAAUAAUAGAGAAGCUUUAUGGUAUCAUUUGAAUACCAAAUAGGCUUCUACAUAUAUAGAGUUAAAUAGAUACAAAGUUAUACACUGAUACAUUUUUAAGUGUUAAGAUAGUUGAAUAAAGAUAGAAUAGUUUGAGAGAUAAGUAAUAAAGAGACUUUUUGAUAUGCUUGGGGAUUACAUAGUUUUCUACACAUAUGUAGAUACAAAUUUUUAUAAAUAUGUAGAUAUGUAGGCACAAAUUUAUUCAUUCUAAUACAUUUAAUACAAUUUAAUAAAAUUGAAUGAAAUACUUUAAUAGAAUUAGUUAAUUGAUAAAAUAGAGUCCAUGUGUUACCACUUGGCUACAAACAUUUUUCCUCAUAGAGGUAUAAAUAUGUACUCAUUCCAAUAUACUUUUAAGACAAUAACGUCGAAUAAAGAUAUGUAGUGGAAUUGAUUAAUAGAUAAUAAACAGGACUUUUGCGUUAGAAUGGCUGUUAAGUGUGUUUUUGUUUGGUAGAGGUGGGGAUCACAGCCUGCAUGAGAAGAAAGUUGGCCAGGAGA